AUGAAACUACAGUCAAUGGGGAAUCCAAACAACGUGACUGAAUUCAUCCUUUUGGGCAUAACAAGGAACCCAGAGCUGCGAAAAGCAUUGUCUGCUAUAUUUUUCAUCAUGUAUGUGUUCACAGUUGUGGGGAAUGUCCUCAUUGUGCUAACCAUGAUCAUGAGCCAGAGUCUGAGAUCACCUAUGUAUUUUUUUCUUACUUCCUUAUCCCUCAUGGAUGUCACCUAUUCAUCAGUUAUCACUCCCAACUUAAUUCUGGUCUGCCUUUAUGAGUACAUUACCAUCUCCUUCGAGGGCUGCAUGACACAAAUAUUUGCUGAACAUUUUUUUGGUGGUGUGGGAAUGAUCAUUCUCAUGGUGAUGGCCUAUGAUCGCUAUGUGGCUAUCUGCAAGCCCUUGCGUUACAUGACCAUCAUGAAUCCUCGCAUGUGCCACAUCAUGCUGGUGGGGGCCUAUGUGGGUGGAUCAACCCAUGCAACAAUACAACUUAUCUUCAUGUGUAAAUUACCCUUCUGUGGUUCCAAUGUCAUUGAUUGUUUUGCAUGUGACAUGCUUCACUUAUUGAAAUUGGCCUGCAAGGAUACUCACUUUUUGGGCCUCUUAGUCAUUCUCAACAGUGGGGUGAUGUGUAUGACCAUCUUCUUGAUGCUCAUUACCUCCUAUAUGGUCAUUCUCUGCUCCCUCAAGUCAUCUAGCUCAGAAGGCAGGUUUAAAGCCCUGUCCACCUGUGGUUCCCAUAUCACAGUGGUCAUCUUGUUUUAUGUUCCAUGUAUAUUCUUGUAUGUGAGACCUGUGGCCGUUUACCCCAUAGACAAAGCAAUCAGUAUAUCCUUGACUGUUGUUACACCCAUGUUAAAUCCCUUGAUUUAUACCUUGAGGAACUCAGAAGUGAAAAAUGCAAUGAGGAAAUUGUGGAUGAAACAAGAUAGACAAUAG
Molecule: messenger RNA, 936 nt
Organism: Suncus etruscus (white-toothed pygmy shrew)
Lineage: Eukaryota; Metazoa; Chordata; Mammalia; Eulipotyphla; Soricidae
Product: olfactory receptor 4C6-like
Exons: 1
Coding region: 1-936 (311 amino acids)
Biological process (GO): G protein-coupled receptor signaling pathway
Cellular component (GO): membrane
Molecular function (GO): olfactory receptor activity; G protein-coupled receptor activity
Source: RefSeq, a predicted model, not a curated record